Molecule: messenger RNA, 877 nt
Organism: Bolinopsis microptera
Lineage: Eukaryota; Metazoa; Ctenophora; Tentaculata; Lobata; Bolinopsidae
Product: PACRG-like protein
Exons: 6
Coding region: 29-625 (198 amino acids)
Source: RefSeq, a predicted model, not a curated record
CAUUAUCUUAAAGGCAAGACAUAUUCAAAUGGCAAAAUCAACUAAACCUUCAAACAAACUCUCGGACAGACUCAACCCCAAAACCGUCAACCAGUUUGGAAAGAGUCAGUCCUCGUUUGGUCAGCUGUACAAUAACGGAGCUAUCCCAUGUAAACUGUCUCAUGGUAGUGUAAACCACAGACUCGUAUGGAACGAGAGUCCCGAGUCCUUAUCAUAUGACCCGCUACUAGUCCACUUUGCAGAGGGUUUGGUAGAGACACAGCACCCGUACACCUUCAUCACAAAAGCAGCGUUUAUCGAGUUGUGUGAAAUACCAGGCUCAGUGGACAAAGUUCUCCCCCUGCUCACUCGUCUCAUUCCGCAUAUAAAACUAGCUCUGAUGUCUAAAGAUAAAGAAGUUGUGAAAGGUGCUUUUGAAGCUGUGCAGGCGUUAUCCAACUCAAUUAAAUCACACCUUAAUCCUCAUCUCAAACUUAUUCUUGCACCGUUCGCGAAGUGGAGUAACAAUGCCGCCACGAGAGAUUUGGUGUUGUCGACACUGCAUAUAUUGGAAGAGCAUGGGCACAAGGAAGCGUAUCAGCAGAUAAAGAAAAAAAUACCCACCUACACCUCUAUAUGCGGAUGAUACGAUUCAGUCAUGGUAAUUAGUGAUUACAAAUGUGUCAGACACAACACCUAAGGACAGAGCCAUAAUGAUGAAUGAGAGAGUUCUUCUUACACCUUUCCAAAGGCAAUUAAAGUCUAUAAAAAUUUGUAUAAAUUAUGUGUCUUUGUGUACAAUGUAGGUCUGGUAGCCAGGAAAACAAACUGAUGAAUUGUUAUAAUACUCGAUAUUUCGAACCCUUUUUGUAUACAAAUGUUACUUUUGCAAUCGGCA